Molecule: messenger RNA, 747 nt
Organism: Calliphora vicina (urban bluebottle blowfly)
Lineage: Eukaryota; Metazoa; Arthropoda; Insecta; Diptera; Calliphoridae
Product: pupal cuticle protein Edg-78E-like
Exons: 2
Coding region: 108-533 (141 amino acids)
Cellular component (GO): chitin-based extracellular matrix
Molecular function (GO): structural constituent of chitin-based larval cuticle
Source: RefSeq, a predicted model, not a curated record
AAAUGUAUUAAUUCUUAGUUGAAUCUUAAAGAGGAAACAACUCCAAAAAAAUCUACAUUUACGUUUCUGUUUAAUAAGAAAAACACAGUCAAAUUUAUUUAGCCAACAUGUAUAAAUUGUUCAUCUGUUGUAUUGCUGCCUUAAUCUGCUCCUCAUUGGCCCGUCCUGAUCAGUAUGAUGCUGCGGCCGAAACUCGUAGUUUUAGCAAUGACCUGAAAGAAGAUGGCAGUUACCAAUAUCAAUUUGAUACCACCAAUGGCAUUGCUGCCCAGGAAGCUGGUGUUGGUGGCUAUUAUGCCAGUGGUUCUUCAGCUUACUAUGCUCCUGAUGGCCAAUUGAUCACUUUGAGUUACACAGCCGACGAGAAUGGUUUCCAUCCCAGUGGUGAUCAUUUACCCACUCCUCCACCAAUUCCAGCUGCUAUUUUGAAAUCAUUGGAGUACAUUCGCACCCAUCCCAAUCAGGAGAAUCGCGAAGGUGGCAGCCAAUUGAAACAGCAGCAACAACCUCAAUAUAGACGUUACCAUCAAUAAAUAUUCAUAUAUUGUUAAUUUAAUAACCCAACACCCAAAACGUGAUUAGUUUUAAGUUCAUUGUGUUUGAUCCCUGUGUUUAUUUUUUUAAUUUUCCCCCCAUUUAAGUCCCUUAUUAUUCAUGCUGUUUUUAAGUGUCGUUAAUGAAAAAACAUCGCAAGAAAAAGUAUUAAGAAAACAAUCCAUAAUAAAAAAUAUAUAAAACAAAUAUAAA